Messenger RNA from Budorcas taxicolor (takin), 825 nucleotides. It is a transcript of the gene OVOL2, whose product is annotated as ovo like zinc finger 2. Gene Ontology annotation, biological process: epidermal cell differentiation; regulation of transcription by RNA polymerase II. Lineage: Eukaryota; Metazoa; Chordata; Mammalia; Artiodactyla; Bovidae. The record is from RefSeq and is a predicted model, not a curated record. Bases 1 to 825 code for a protein of 274 amino acids. The transcript is spliced from 4 exons. Gene Ontology annotation, cellular component: nucleus. Gene Ontology annotation, molecular function: DNA-binding transcription factor activity, RNA polymerase II-specific; RNA polymerase II cis-regulatory region sequence-specific DNA binding.
AUGCCCAAAGUCUUCCUGGUGAAGAGGAGGAGCCUGGGGGUCUCGGUCCGCAGCUGGGAUGAGCUCCCGGACGAGGAGAGGGCAGACACCUACAUCCCAGUGGGCCUGGGCCGUCUGCUCCACGAUCCCCCAGAGGACUGCCGCAGCGACGGCGGCAGUAGCACCGGCGGCGGCAGCAGCAGCGCGGGGGAGCCGGGAGGCGCAGAGAGCAGCUCGUCCCCGCGCGGCCCGGAGCGCGAAACCCCAGAGCCCGGCGACGGCGAGGGCCCGGAUGGACACCUGGCGGCGAAGCAGCGCCCGGUCGCCAGGUCGAAAAUCAAGUUCACCACAGGCACCUGCGGCGAUGCGGCCCUGCAUAGCUGCGACCUGUGCGGCAAGGCCUUCCGUCUGCAGCGCAUGCUCAACCGGCACCUCAAGUGCCACAGCCAGGUGAAGAGGCACCUGUGCAGCUUCUGCGGAAAGGGCUUCAACGACACCUUCGACCUCAAGCGGCAUGUGCGCACGCACACAGGCAUUCGCCCCUACAAGUGUGACGUCUGCCACAAAGCCUUCACCCAGCGCUGCUCCUUGGAGUCCCACCUGAAGAAGAUCCAUGGGGUGCAGCAGCAGUACGCCUAUAAGCAGCGCCGGGAUAAGCUAUACGUCUGCGAGGACUGCGGCUACACGGGCCCCACCCAGGAGGACCUGUACCUGCACGUGAACGGUGCCCACCCCGGCAGUGCGUUCCUCAAAAAGACAUCCAAGAAACUGGCAGCUCUCUUGCAAAACAAGAUGACAUCCUCGCUCCAGGGAAACACCAACCUGAGCGAGGAGGAGGAGAAGUAG